Clupea harengus (Atlantic herring) is the source of this 4097-nucleotide messenger RNA. RefSeq names its product dual specificity phosphatase 26 (gene dusp26). Gene Ontology annotation, biological process: protein dephosphorylation; negative regulation of MAPK cascade. Gene Ontology annotation, molecular function: MAP kinase phosphatase activity; protein tyrosine/serine/threonine phosphatase activity. Gene Ontology annotation, cellular component: cytoplasm. Lineage: Eukaryota; Metazoa; Chordata; Actinopteri; Clupeiformes; Clupeidae. The record is from RefSeq and is a predicted model, not a curated record.
GAAAGUGAAAUGGACAGUUUUUUUUAAUACAAACCUAAGCCCGCUCUUCUCUAGCCAUGCCACACACUUGUGGAGUGUAUGCUGAGGUUUUGGGGGUGUGUCUGUUGUGCAGCAUCCUCCAUGAAGACAAAAAUGGCCCCGUGAAACAAGCUGGAAUAUUCGCACAGUGUUUGUGUACCACCCCAGUCGAAAGGAUUUAAUUUUGCAAAGCACCGUUAUCACGGAUGAAAGAUGGCGUUUAUGUCGAGAUUCUCCCGGUCCAGGAGCAACUCGAGAUCACCGAAUCGGAAGGAUGCGGAGAAAGGAUCUCCCAUGCUCUCUGUAGGCGAGCUGGAAAGGCUGCUGUACACCGGGAAAACAGCCUGUAACCACGCCGAUGAAGUAUGGCCAAACCUCUAUAUCGGAGACCAGGAGAUAGCUUCAGAUCGCCGAGAGCUUGCGAGGCUUGGCAUCACCCACAUCCUGAACUGUGCCCAGAACAAGUGGAGAGGCGGCGCUGAAUAUUAUGAGGGCAUGAACAUCACCUACCAGGGCAUCGAGGCUCAUGAUUCACCCACGUUCGACAUGAGCGUUAAUUUCUAUCCGGCUUCGGAGUUCAUUCACAAAGCACUGAGCCAAGGAGGGAAAGUCCUGGUGCACUGCACAGUUGGCGUCAGUAGAUCAGCCACACUUGUGUUGGCUUACCUGAUGAUCCGACAGAAUAUGACCCUGGUGGAGGCCAUCAAGACAGUGAAGGACCAUCGAGGCAUCAUCCCCAACCGAGGCUUUCUGCGCCAGCUCAAUGGCCUGGAUGGCAUCCUCCGCUCCAGCCGCAGGGGGUCAUAAACAUGGGGGGGCACAGUGGUACAGGAUUAUCCCUCGACCAAAAUCCUCACCCAUAGAUUUUAGUUGUUUCUGGGGUUAAACUACAGAUGCUUUUUAUGGAAAACAAACAAACAACAAAAACAAACAGGUACAGAGCCAGAGUCUUGGUUAGAGUCUUAUGCAUUGUGGUCAGUAGAUAUGCCUUAAUGUAUACGUCUAAUUGAGGAUGUAUGUGCUCAAUGCCUUAUUCAGUCCUGUCCAGUGGCAUCUAGUAUGGCACUAUACUAUUCACUGGAAUACUUUAUAACUUCAUGUUGAUUUUAAUAAGAAGGCAGACAUUCCAUAUCACGACACAUCAGAAAUGUCCAUCAUAUCACAGUAGAUCAUUGUUAUCGUUGGCUGAAGGUUUUAUGGACAUCAGUGAUGAAAAGUGCUUUUUAUUGUCUUGAAGUAUUUGAAUGCCAAACCAAAGUAGCAUGUGGUGUGGCAUUAGACCUGAAUGUGCAAUACUUGAUUGUGCACUUGCCUGCUCCCUCCCCCUAGGAGAGUAGGAAAAGCUUUAAUUGCAUUCACAGACUUUUAUAAGAGAAUGGCUGCGCAUUGGCUUCAGGUCUGGAUAAUCCAGCUCCUCAUGAAUACUUUAUCAUAGCCUCCAAUGAUAUAUUAUUUAUAUGCAUGAACCCUUUAUUUAAAGGUGUAUUGGUUAAUUUCCUGUUUGUAUGCAGCUUUUGCUCUUCCUGAGGUUCACAAUAUCAAGCCCAUGACAUAUGGUUAGGUCCUUAUUAGUAUUUGCCCCCUGGAUCAAACACACACGCAGUUUUAAUACAUUAGCACUAAGUAUAAGAUGUCAUGAAAAGUAGCAUUUUAGUAGCACACCCAUAUCAAGGUAUGAGUUCAUAGAGAAAAACCCUGACAGCUGGAGCAUGUACCGGUGCUGAGGUGCUUGAUGGGCACAGCUGAUACAGGAGACAACAUAUACUCGUGUGGAAAUGCUAUGACUGAUGUGACAUGGACUGAGGAGACAUGGGUUGGAUGCAAAGAUUUGAGUUGGAUGCCCAGCCCCAAUAUUUGCGGUUAAUACAUGGCAUGGAUAUAUGUUUAAAGCAACUUGGAACUCAGGUAAAUACAAGAUCCAAGUUGGUCAUGAAGAUUUUAAUAUCAUCCACCAAUAAGUUCAAGUAAGAAACUCAGGCACCCAUAUUGACCCAACUCUGACAUUAACUCUUCGACAUCAAAUAGAUUGUUUAAUAUGUAUUGAUUUUGUAUGCAUUAUAAUUUAAUUGCAUACCUUUGCUUCCUUUUAAAAUCUCUAUGAAAGAAGCUUUUGGCUUGGUACUCUUUAAGUGCUGAUACAGACAUUUUACAAAGUAUCAACACUCAAAAGCACUUUUGUUACAGGUCAGCCACUCCCUAGUCUCUGAGUCCCAAAUGGUCUUGGAAACAGUGUAUUAAAGGCAGCUGGAUGCCUGAAAAUACCACUGACAAUUUUAUGCCAUAUAUUUCAAACCUGUUUUGAACAUAUUUAUCCAGCUUACAACUGCCAGUAUAGCUAAACUGUAUUGGAGGGUUUAAUUGUAUACAUGACAGCACAAGGGAAUCUUUAUGCACAGUACACUUCCUGUUGGGUACACAGGCCUAAUCGUGUAUGGCAUCAAGGCAAAGCAUUCCUUUGUGAUCUUUAAAGUUCAAGCCAACAACACAAACAAAAUAUGACUCACUGUACCAGUGAUUUCCCCUGAGUGAGAGAGUGAGGCAUAAAGACUUUAUAAUCAAAGACCAAGGGAGAUGGGACCGUCUUUACUGGAGCCACCAAAAACACUGCUUCAUUACGCAGGCAGAGUUACACCAGCAGUUUACAGGUACUCUGUCCUGGGUAUGGAGAUUUGUGGGUUUUCCAUUGAGGGAAUCCAUCAAAGUAGCAAGCAAUUCCACCUGCAAUACGAUUGUGUGGUGUAACCAGCAGCUUGCAGUGGGAUUGCACCUUUGCUCUUACCACUCAACAUUGUUUUUUUUUUUGUUUCUUUUCCAUUGCUACACAGUGAUAAACUAUGAUUAGACAGUAGGACAAAAACAUUUAAAAGAAAAAAAUACCUCCAGGUCUGUGGUAUUAAAUGUUGUUCAGCACCAUCAUACAUCAAAUACUUACUGUUCUUGUUUUCUUUUGAGUUGGGUUUUACAGAAAGGCUAUAUGUUUGUGAAGCUAUGUUAAGCAGGCUCAACAAAAAUGUAGCAAAUUGUAGAUACGUAGAUUUAAGACCUGGUUUGUGAACAGUGACAGUGCUGUGGUACUCUCUGUGGAGUUUUCUGUGUUUCAAGUGUUAUAUUGUCAAUCCUCACAACUCUUAUCCAGUAACAGCAACCCAUGAUGUUAGAUGAGUUCCUUAGAAUUUACAGCUAGCAAAAAUAGGUCUCUAUGCAAUGAUCCCGUUUCCACAGUAACGAUUAGUAUUCUAGAAUUACAGUAAAGUGAGUAAAGAGCACACAUGCUUGAUUUAAUUGCAGAGGAAACUAGUUAAUUACAUUUCUAUGUCAUUAACAUCUAAUAAAGGUAGAAGCAAGAAUCUAAAUAUAUACUCGUGUACAGUUUCCAGCCAGACUAUAGCUAACUCUGCCACAGAUCAGGCCCUGGCGUGAUGCUGGCGUCAUCUCCUUGGUGAGCCUCUAGAUAUGGGCCAGGUUGGAGUCAGAUUGUGCCUGAGCAUCUACUGUAGUGUCUAGCAAUGGAGAUGGAAAAUUGUCAUCAUAGUAUCCACACUGUCUCAGUAAGAGCAUCAUUUACUGCAUCAGAUUUAUGGCUUUGGCCUGUGCUCUAUUUAAAGACAAAUUGAGUGUUAUGGUUAUAGCGGUAUUUAUGGCUAUCACAGUAUUUAAAUUUGACUAUGCCUGACGAUGUCAAAUACGGUGGUGGUGGGGAGGGGAGGGGGGUUCAAGGUUCAUCUCACAGAGAAUGAUUUUGGAAUGAAAACUGUGUUGGAAUGAAAAUUACUGAAGGGAAGUUAAAGGAUUUAAUUCUUAAAAUGUUGGUUCACUUUGUUUAGUGGUGAUGUUCCUUAACUGAAUGAGUUUUCCCAGAAGUGUGGAAUGUAACUGGGUAAACAGGUGUCUCUUAAGUUAGUCUGUGUAAAUUGUUGUUAUUCCACUGUAGUAAAUGUGUAAGUUUUGUUGGACCGUAACAUUUCUGUGCCUGUUUCUACACUGUACUUUCGCAUUUGGAAUAACCAGACUUUCUAUAGUGAUACUUGAAUUAUUUUUGAUGGUCAUUAUUUUUCUAUCACUGGAACUGUCAAAUAAAA